This is a messenger RNA of Ceratosolen solmsi marchali, 1559 nucleotides long. RefSeq names its product enhancer of mRNA-decapping protein 3 (gene Edc3). Gene Ontology annotation, biological process: deadenylation-independent decapping of nuclear-transcribed mRNA; P-body assembly. Bases 167 to 1552 code for a protein of 461 amino acids. The transcript is spliced from 6 exons. The record is from RefSeq and is a predicted model, not a curated record. Gene Ontology annotation, molecular function: mRNA binding. Gene Ontology annotation, cellular component: P-body. Lineage: Eukaryota; Metazoa; Arthropoda; Insecta; Hymenoptera; Agaonidae.
CCCAUCCUAUCACCGUGUUUCCAUCCACUUCACUCUCCUUUUCAUUGCAUUUGUAUAUUUUCGCUCAGUGUCGCUGCUCGGCGCUUCCUGUCUUCAUAUUGUAGAAAAGUAUCUGGCAUCAUAAAUAAUACCUUUUUGCUACUUCCAGCGAAAAGUGCGAUUCACAAUGUCAGUGUCAGAUCGUUUUGUGGGAUCCACCGUUUCCAUUAAAUGUAUCGAUGACUUGGGAAGCUAUCAGGGUGAAAUCAUCGCUUUGACGGAUGAAUUGGUCACACUUACCAGGGUAUUUUGGAACGGUAAACCCUACAGUAGUCCAACCGUUAGAUUAAGGGCUAAGGAUAUAUCGAACGUAUAUAUAAUUAAUACAGAGUACUCAGCUCCGGUCAGACAGGAACCUCAAGGUAAGUACACCAUUAAAAGGCCAAUCGCUAAGAAAGUUAGCACAACAAUCUCGGAAUACGCUGUACCAAUUUUUGAACCACCUCCAGUACUUCCAAGUGUGAAAAAACUAUUGCCAGAGGGGAAGGAUUGGACGGACCUGACAGUACCAAAUGGAAAACCUGUUCUAUCGAGGAGGGAUGGAACAUUGAGGCGAAGAAUGAGCGAGAGAGACGAGCAAGCCUUCGGUACACCCAUCGACCAAUCUUUGCAUCAAGACUUUGAUUUUGAGAAAAAUCUGGCUCUAUUCAAUAAAGAGGCCGUGUGGCAAGAAAUCAACUCCAAAAAGCCCGACGUUGUUCAACAGUCUCAAAACAAAGGUGGCAACAAGGCCAGAUACAGGCACGACGAGAACGUUAUAGAAUCGGAACCUCUGGCCCUCAGGCAAAUCGUCGUACCCAAUGCUGGUCCUAAGGAAUACGUCACCGACGACGGCCUAAUAAUCCCCAGCGUAACACUCGACCUCCAACGGCAAUUGAUAGGUGCCGCCGACCGACUUGGCAUCAGCUGGGAGAGAAGGGUGGAGUUGCUGGGCCGCGCUGGCACGGAGAUAACCCUCCAGCUAUUGGGUGGGGCCCACCGGCUUAGCCCGAACAACGCGCACCAGUGGCCGACGGUGGUGGUGCUCUGUGGUCCGCAUCGAUCCGGAGCAGCGGGAAUCAACUGCGCGCGUCAGCUGUCGAGCCACGGCGUCAAGACGAUCAUUUACGUCGAGAGCUCCGAGGACGUGUUCGUGCUGCAGGAGCUGUCGCUGUAUCGGCUGACGGGACACAAGGUGGAGACCGAGGUGAAGAAACUGCCCGCGGCGACGGAUCUUAUAAUCGUCGCCCUAUGCGAGGAGCGCUCACCCAAGUGCGUCACCCCCGUGGCCAAGUGGGCGAGCAACAAUCGAGCCUCGGUAUUGGCGAUCGAGCCGCCGUCCAACGGGACGCCCGGGAUCGUUUGCAAAUACAGCCUCGUCUCCGGGCUCCCGCUCUCCCACUGCCACGAUAACGGUAGACUCUACCUCUGUAAUCUCGCCCUGCCCAACAAACUCUUCUCCGAAGUCGGCAUCACUUAUCGGUCGCCCUUUGGGCCAAAAUUCGUCAUUCCCCUGCAUCCGAACAGCUCCUAGCUCGUCU